Messenger RNA from Aspergillus piperis CBS 112811, 381 nucleotides. RefSeq lists its product as uncharacterized. Lineage: Eukaryota; Fungi; Ascomycota; Eurotiomycetes; Eurotiales; Aspergillaceae. The transcript has a single exon. The annotation marks the transcript as partial. The record is from RefSeq and is a predicted model, not a curated record.
UUAUGUUUGGGAUUCAAAUAACUCGUUACUUAACUUCACGAUGAUGCAGACUUACCCGGACUACUUUGACUACUAUAAUAUCCACACCUUAUCUGGUCGCCGGGGCAUCGUCCCAACUGAUGUGGAGAAACCACCAAAUCCACCAAUUUAGUUUUUGGUGCCGGUUUUGGCUCUCCCACCGCCCGAGCACUUCCGAGGGUAUUCCGCAUCCGCGAAAUUUUCUCUUUGCCCGGCUUCCCCGUGUGCUCUUCUCCAGCUUCAACCUUUUCCCUCCAUCCUACCAAUUCUUUCUUAAUCGGGUCUUUUUUUGGGUUCCCUUUUUCUUGUCCUGGGUACGGGGUCGGGUUGUAUUCGAUUCAAUUGCCCUUGUCCUUGUAUCAU